Messenger RNA from Musa acuminata AAA Group (dessert banana), 3992 nucleotides. RefSeq names its product actin cytoskeleton-regulatory complex protein PAN1-like. Gene Ontology annotation, cellular component: cytoplasm; plasma membrane. Gene Ontology annotation, molecular function: calcium ion binding; protein binding. Gene Ontology annotation, biological process: endosomal transport; endocytosis. Lineage: Eukaryota; Viridiplantae; Streptophyta; Magnoliopsida; Zingiberales; Musaceae. The transcript is spliced from 13 exons. Bases 267 to 3728 code for a protein of 1153 amino acids. The record is from RefSeq and is a predicted model, not a curated record.
CUCUCUCUCUCUCUCUCUCUCUCUCUUUCUCUCGGUGGGGUGAAAGGUUUCAACCAACGCCUCGAUGCUUUAUCAUUUCGUUCGCCUCGAUCUUAGAACACCCGGAACAUAGAUCUUUCCUUCGAAUCGCUCCGCUUCGAUCUUGCGGACGCUCCUCCCCCUCUCGUCUCAUCGUUGGCUCCGCGGAUAGGGAGCCGUGGCGUCGGUUGGGGCUUGAUCUGGUGGUUCGAUCUGAGAGAAAAAUUCCCAUUCUCUUGGACUGGGAGAUGGCGGCGCGGCCGAAUCAAGUGGCGGACAUGCGGGUGUUCGAUGCGUACUUCAUGAGAGCGGAUUUGGAUCGGGAUGGGCGGAUCAGUGGCCACGAGGCGGUGGCUUUCUUUCAGGGAGCCAAUUUGCCGAGACAGGUUCUGGCUCAGGUAUGGAUGUAUGCUGAUCAGAAGCGAGCUGGUUUCCUUGGACGUGAGGAGUUCUACAAUGCACUGAGACUUAUAACAGUUGCACAGAGGGGUAUAGAACUUACACCUGAAAUCGUACAGGCAGCCUUAAAAUCUCCUGAUGCAGCUAAAAUUCCUGCACCAAAGAUAAAUGCGGUGCCUGAUCCUGCAUCUCAGAUGAAGUUUGGAGCCCCCAAUACCCAUUCCUCUCAGAUGAGUCCUAUGGGACCAACUAAUCAAAAUCCUGGCUUUAGACCAACUAAUCAAAAUCCUGGCUUUGGGCCAAAUAUUCAAAAUCCUGGCUUUGGGCCAACUAAUCAAAAUCCUGGCUUUAUAGGGCAACCACCACAUCAAAACACUGGUAUGAAUCAGCAUGCUUUUCCCACUGGAAACAAUUUGAUGAGGCCACCUCAAGCCACACCUGUUGCUGUCAGACCUUUUCACAAGGAAGUUGGCCAAGUUCUACCUGGUGGUAGUAGCACAGCAAGUCCGUAUCCUCCAGGUUCAAGUUCAUCAAAUGUUUCAACUGAUUGGUUCAGUGGUAGGAAUAGUGGAGCAUUAGGACAGGGAACUCCACAAACUUCUUUUCCUGGGGUUUCCUCAGUCAACCAAGAUGGCUUUGGGGUAUCCAACUCUGGAUCAGCUCCUGGAACAGGGUCUAAACCUCAAAUACUUGCUUCAACUGCGACUUCAGUUCCAUCAAAACCUGGAGAUGCUAUAUUGCCAUCUUUGCAAUCAGAUUCAAGAGCUUUGGUUUUAGCUGGCAAUGGCUUUUCUUCUGACUCGACUUUUGGUGGCGAUGCUUUUUCUGCAACUCAGGCAAAACAAGAAAAAAAUGUUUCUAGUUUCUCUUCAAUUACUACACCUAAAUCUUCUAGUAUUGUCCCAUCUAUAUCUGGGUCUCAGAACUCCAGCAAACCACAGAAUGUUGAUACUUGGCAAAGUAUGGCUUUGGUUCCUUCCAGUGACAACCAGUUGCAACAAACUCAAUCUCCAGUCAAACAAAGUCAAUCAGGCAUGAAACAGAGUACUCCAGCAAUGACUGGUUUAAGUGGUCCAGUUGGAAGCGUUGGCUCUACUUCCUCUCAGCCCCAGCUUUCAUGGCCAAAAUUUACUCAAUCUGAUAUCCAGAGGUAUCUUGUAAUAUUUAUCAAAGUAGACACUGAUAGAGAUGGCAAAAUCACAGGUGAAGAGGCACGUAACCUAUUUCUCAGUUGGAGACUACCUAGAGAGGUCUUAAAGCAGGUGUGGGACUUAUCUGAUCAGGAUAAUGAUGGCAUGCUUUCUCUUAGGGAGUUUUGUAUUGCUCUGUAUUUAAUGGAGAGGCAUCGAGAAAAAUGUCCUCUUCCAGCUGUUCUUCCUGAGAGUGUCAGGUCUGAUCAAACUUUGCUACUAGCUACAAACCAACCCUUAACUGGAUAUGGUGGUCCAGUUAGCCAAUCAACUCCUGUACAAGGGACAGCUCUAUCACGGCCAGCAGUGCCUGCUGUCUCAGUGAAGCCACAAAUACCAAAACCAAUACCUUCUCAGACUGAUGAUACUAUUCAAUCAGUAAAGAAAUCGAAAGUGCCUGUGUUGGAAAAACAUUUGGUUGACCAACUCAGCAAGGAUGAACAGAGUACACUGCACUCCAAGUUCCAGGAGGCAUCAGAUGCAGACAAAAAGGUCCAAGAACUGGAGAAGGAGAUAUUAGAUUCCAAAGAAAAAACUGAAUUUUACCGCUCCAAGAUGCAAGAACUAGUUCUUUACAAAAGUAGAUGCGACAAUAGAUUCAAUGAGAUAACUGAAAGGGCAUCUGCCGAUAAACGGGAGGUUGAAUCUUUGAUGAAAAAAUAUGAAGAAAAAUACAAGCAAGCUGGAGAUGUGGCUUCAAAACUUACAAUUGAAGAGGCAACUUUUCGUGAUAUUCAGGAGAAAAAACUGGAAAUAUAUGAUUCUAUACUGAAAAUAGAACAAGGUGGAACUGCUGAUGGUUUGCUUCAGGCACGAGCUGCUCAUAUACAAAAGGAUCUCGAAGAGCUUGUAAAAGUUCUAAACGAACGAUGCAAACAAUAUGGAUUGCGUUCUAAGCCAACUUCACUGAUUGAGCUUCCUUUUGGUUGGCAACCUGGCAUACAAGAAGGGGCAGCUGACUGGGAUGAAGACUGGGACAAAUUUGAUGAGGAUGGUUUUGUAGCUGUAAAGGAGCUCACAAUUGAAGUGGAGAAGGUUGUGCCUACUGAAAAGUCCAAGCCUGAAGAAGUUAGAAAAGAAAAACUUUCUACAGAGGAAGUGUCGCGGGCAUCAUCUUCUAAUGGUGAGAACAAGACUGAGAAGCAUUCCAAUGGUGAGAAUGAGACCGAGAAACGUUCCAGUGAUGAGGAUGAGACUGACAAACGCUUAAAUGAUGAGAACAAGACUGAGAAGCCUUCUACAACCACAGUGCCUUUGACUGAAAAUGGAUCUACCAAUCUUGACGGUGAUGAUAGCUUAGCUAAAAGUCCCAGCAGUCCUGGAACAAGUGCUUUGGAAAGUCCUAAAGACAUUCACCAUGUGUCUGUUAGACAUGAUGGCUCACCCCAUGCAAAUGAAAACAGCAGUGAUCAUGAUGCUGCUGAAUCCUUUAUUUUGGAAGACAAGCAUGCUGGUGAGCCUUCAUGGGGUCCAACUUUUGAUCGCACUGAUGAUACUGAUUCUGUUUGGAGCUUUAAUCCAAAGGAGAGUGAUCAUCAGAAGCGAAGACAAAACUUCUCCUUUGGGUCUGAUGACUUUGGUUUAUUUCCUCCAAUCAAGACGGAUUCUCCCAGUGCAGCUAGUGUAGCUGGAAAGGAGAAGGGCCCAUUCUUUGAUUCUGUUCCUAGUACACCUUUAUUCAACUCUGGAUUUUCUCCGAGGUUUACCGAUGGGCCAGAUGACCACUCUUUUGAUAGCUUUUCCCAACAUGAUUUCUUUGGCACGAAUGACACUGGUGCUUUUGCUCAGCGUGAGGGCCUUUCAAGGUUUGACUCAUUUCGUAGUACCACUGACUACAGCAGGGGUGAAAGCCUUGUGAGGUUUGACUCCAUCCGCAGCACCGCAGACUACAACAGCAGCAGGGGUGAAAGCUUUGCAAGGUUUGAUUCUAUGCGCAGCACCACUGACUACAACAGCAGCAGGGGUGAAAGCUUUGCAAGGUUUGAUUCUAUGCGCAGCACCACAGACCACAGUAGGGGCUAUUCAUCCUUUGAUGGUGGUGACUUGUUUGGGUCCGAACCAUUCAAGUCCUCAGAAAGUCACAGUCCUAAGAAGGGAACAACUAAUUGGGAUGCAUUUUAGUGAGAGUUCUUCACUAUCAUGACAGAUUUCUGCAGUCUUUCUGUUUUCAAGCAUGAGAGCAUGAUUUCCUUCUCCCUGUAAGAUAUGAACAUGUCUUUUUUUUGCUGUGUCGUGUAUUCCUUAUUAUUUGUUGUUUGGUUACUUGAGAGACUAUGGAUCCAAAUCUUGUGCUCUUGGUGCCCUUGAUGUGCAUGGUGGCUUGUAUACUACAGGGACCUAAAACUUCAAUCAGACCAUAAUGCAUUGUUUCUGGAUCUCUGCUGA